CCUCCAUGAAUAGAAAUGAUAUCCAACCCGAGGGGGCCAAACUUGCCCAUUCAAACAAUAUAAAAGGCGCAAGGUAAGUGAUCGAUCCAUGGGCAUUCUUCCCAAGCUCAUAGUUCAGAAAAGAAAACUCAAUCAUCUCCCCUAGGUCCCGAUUUCCCUGUUCUUAAACAUGCACCCCCGGAUUGCGCUCCUCUCCAUUGUGUUACUGCCCACUCUAGGAGCUGCAGUACCAUUUGAAAAGCGGGGACUUUUUAUCCCUUCCUGGGAGGUAGAAGUGACCCCAGGCGGCGAAACGGUUGUUUUGAACGGUACAAUUGAAGAAGUGCACGAUGAACUCAUCAAACUGAAUCCGAAAUGGGAUGAAGACUUUCCGGUCAAGAAGCGUGAUCUUCCGAAGCGUACCGACUUCUCCGGCUCAGACUAUUCCUGUCAGGGUAGAUGGGAGGCCUGCAGCUCCUCAUACAUUUACCAGGGAAUAGAGUAUUUGCGGAAAGUCAAAGGCCGCCCAGGCAAUGGCGCCGGCCCUGGGAACUGUGGUCGAGUGAGUUGUUCGUGGAACUCAGCCAUUUACUGGUGCAACGAUGACUCUAAAGGGAAGCUUCUCGAGAGCUUCGGAAGCAUAGCAGAUGGCGCGGAAAAGAUUCUAGAUAAGUGUACCUACGGGGCGAUGCUACAGUGGACUAGUGGACAAGUCUUCCACGAGACCAACUGGAAUGUUAUCGUCCGAAAGGACGACUGCUAGACUUGGAGAGGCCUAGAGCUCAGAGGUGAUGGUAGAUUGAGUGAGUCUACUUCUUCACUACAUGCAUGUGCGACACGCCACGAGCCUGGUGGCCAGCUGUUAUAUGGAUGGAGGCUAGUGUCAGGUAUAGCAAAGAAAAUUGAGGAAAUUAUAAAGGUU
Molecule: messenger RNA, 901 nt
Organism: Aspergillus ochraceoroseus IBT 24754
Lineage: Eukaryota; Fungi; Ascomycota; Eurotiomycetes; Eurotiales; Aspergillaceae
Exons: 3
Coding region: 170-742 (190 amino acids)
Source: RefSeq, a predicted model, not a curated record